Molecule: messenger RNA, 3135 nt
Organism: Dovyalis caffra
Lineage: Eukaryota; Viridiplantae; Streptophyta; Magnoliopsida; Malpighiales; Salicaceae
Source: the annotation of a GenBank genome assembly
AUGGGGGAUGUAUCAGACCGUAUAGGUCGCCCAACAGACAAUGGCCAGAUUGGCAUAAUUGAUCCUGAUUGUAGAUUAAUUGGACUCCAUUUGUAUGAUGGGUUGUUUAAGGUCAUUCCUUUUGAUAAUAAAGGACAGCUGAAAGAGGCUUUUAACAUAAGAAGGUUUGAGCAUCUGUGGUGUGGUUCAAAGCAGUUGAUGGCUAAUGCAAUGAUGCAGGGCCACCAAGCAUUUCCUAUCGUUGAAAUCCGUGUUGCUUUGGCUGAAAUAGUGGUGUGCUUGCAGCAUCCUUUAGUUGAUAGCAUGGUCUUGCAAUACACCAGAUUGUGUAGCAUAAUGCUUGAGGAACUUCAAGUUUUGGAUAUUAAAUUUCUUUAUGGCUGUUCAAAACCAACAAUUGUUGUUCUUUACCAGGAUAACAAGGAUGCCCGUCAUGUUAAGACAUACGAGGUUGCUUUGAAAGAUAAAGACUUUAUUGAGGGUCCAUGGUCGCAGAACAAUCUUGACAAUGGUGCUGAUUUACUAAUACCAGUGCCUCCACCUUUCUGUGGUGUUCUUAUUAUUGGAGAAGAAACAAUUGUAUAUUGCAGUGCCAAUGUUUUUAGAGCAAUCCCAAUAAGACCUUCUAUUACGAAAGCAUAUGGAAGAGUUGAUGCUGAUGGUUCUAGGUAUUUACUUGGUGAUCAUGCUGGGCUUCUUCACCUUCUAGUUAUAACCCAUGAGAAAGAAAAGGUCACUGGCCUCAAAAUUGAGCUAUUGGGAGAAACUUCUAUUGCAUCUACCAUAUCAUAUCUCGACAAUGCUUUUGUUUUUAUUGGUUCAAGCUAUGGAGAUUCACAGCUUGUCAAGUUAAAUCUGCAACCUGAUGCAAAAGGUUCAUAUGUAGAAGUUCUGGACAGGUAUGUCAAUUUGGGACCAAUUGUUGACUUCUGUGUGGUAGACCUGGAGCGGCAAGGCCAAGGUCAGGUUGUGACUUGCUCUGGAGCCUAUAAGGAUGGUUCUCUUCGUAUAGUUCGUAAUGGAAUUGGAAUCAAUGAACAGGCAUCUGUAGAGCUUCAAGGCAUCAAAGGAAUGUGGUCAUUAAGAUCUUCAACUGACGAUCCAUUUGAUACCUUUCUGGUUGUAAGUUUUAUCAGUGAGACGAGAAUUUUGGCAAUGAACAUUGAGGAUGAGUUGGAGGAAACUGAAAUAGAGGGUUUCUGUCCACAAGUGCAGACAUUGUUCUGCCAUUGUGCUGUGUUCAAUCAGCUUGUACAAGUUACAUCAAGCUCCGUAAGACUGGUCAGUUCUACAACAAGAGAGCUCAGAAAUGAAUGGAAUGCUCCAUCAGGUUAUUCAAUAAAUGUUGCCACUGCUAAUGCCACCCAGGUUUUAUUGGCAACUGGUGGUGGCCACCUAGUCUAUCUGGAAAUUGGUGAUGGGAUACUGACACAGGAAAAACAUGCACAGUUAGAGUGUGAGAUAUCAUGCCUUGAUAUUAACCCCAUUGGAGAGAAUCCCAACUAUAGUCAGCUAGCUGCAGUUGGAAUGUGGACAGACAUAAGUGUCAGGAUAUUCUCAUUGCCUGAUCUAAAUCUCAUAACAAAGGAGCCAUUGGGUGGAGAGAUAAUUCCCCGUUCUGUUCUUCUAUGUUCCUUUGAAGGGAUAUCGUACUUAUUAUGUGCCCUUGGAGACGGUCACCUCUUAAACUUCCUAUUGAACUUGAGUACCGGCGAGUUGAAAGAUAGGAAAAAGGUUUCUUUGGGGACCCAGCCCAUAACACUCCGUACUUUCUCGUCGAAGAAUACCACACAUGUAUUUGCUGCAUCAGAUAGGCCAACUGUCAUUUACAGCAGCAACAAGAAACUACUUUACAGCAAUGUAAACUUGAAAGAAGUCAGUCAUAUGUGUCCUUUUAACUCUGCUGCAUUUCCAGACAGCCUUGCUAUUGCAAAAGAAGGUGAACUUAGCAUUGGCACCAUCGAUGAUAUCCAAAAGCUUCACAUCCGCUCAAUUCCAUUGGGUGAACAUGCACGGCGUGUAUGUCACCAGGAGCAGUCUCGAACCUUUGCCAUUUGUAGUUUGAAAAACCAAUCCAAUGCAGAAGAAUCUGAAAUGCAUUUCAUUCGAUUGUUAGAUGAUCAAACCUUUGAGUUCAUAUCAACAUACCCACUAGACACAUUCGAGUAUGGCUGCUCCAUACUUAGCUGCUCCUUUUCUGAUGAUAGCAAUGUGUACUAUUGUGUUGGAACUGCAUAUGUUUUGCCAGAAGAAAACGAGCCAACCAAGGGCCGAAUACUGGUUUUCAUUGUGGAAGAUGGGAAGCUGCAGCUUAUUGCUGAGAAGGAAACAAAGGGGGCUGUGUACUCUUUGAAUGCUUUCAAUGGAAAACUGCUGGCUGCUAUUAAUCAAAAGAUCCAGUUAUACAAGUGGAUGCUCCGAGACGAUGGUACACGUGAACUGCAGUCUGAGUGUGGGCAUCAUGGGCACAUACUUGCCCUCUAUGUACAAACGCGUGGAGAUUUCAUUGUUGUUGGUGAUCUGAUGAAGUCAAUCUCCUUGCUAAUCUAUAAGCAUGAGGAAGGUGCUAUUGAGGAGCUAGCCCGUGAUUAUAAUGCAAAUUGGAUGUCGGCAGUUGAGAUUCUUGACGACGACAUUUAUCUUGGUGCAGAAAAUAACUUUAACCUAUUCACGGUUCGAAAAAAUAGUGAAGGUGCUACUGAUGAGGAACGAGGCCGUCUUGAGGUGGUUGGUGAGUAUCACCUUGGAGAAUUUGUCAAUCGAUUCCGACAUGGUUCCCUUGUCAUGCGCUUGCCAGAUUCCGAUGUUGGCCAGAUCCCGACUGUUAUUUUUGGGACUGUUAAUGGUGUAAUCGGGGUCAUUGCUUCACUUCCUCAUGAGCAAUACCUCUUUUUGGAGAAGCUUCAGUCAAACUUAAGGAAGGUGAUAAAGGGUGUUGGAGGAUUAAGCCACGAGCAAUGGCGAUCAUUCAACAAUGAGAAGAAAACUGUAGAUGCCAAAAAUUUCUUGGAUGGAGAUCUAAUAGAGUCAUUCCUUGAUCUCAGCCGUAGUCGGAUGGAUGAGAUAUCCAAGGCAAUGGAUAUUUCUGUAGAGGAGCUUUGCAAAAGAGUGGAAGAGCUGACAAGGCUGCAUUGA